Molecule: messenger RNA, 1532 nt
Organism: Sinocyclocheilus rhinocerous
Lineage: Eukaryota; Metazoa; Chordata; Actinopteri; Cypriniformes; Cyprinidae
Product: gastrula zinc finger protein XlCGF57.1-like
Exons: 2
Coding region: 1-1425 (474 amino acids)
Biological process (GO): regulation of transcription by RNA polymerase II
Cellular component (GO): nucleoplasm
Molecular function (GO): RNA polymerase II cis-regulatory region sequence-specific DNA binding; DNA-binding transcription repressor activity, RNA polymerase II-specific
Source: RefSeq, a predicted model, not a curated record
AUGGUAAGAAAAGCUGAUGACAGGGGUUGGUCUGAAGAUCAGGAAGGCGUGUUGCAGACAUCAGCCGAGCAACCUGAUAAGCCACAAGAGAACGAGUCUUUUGAAUGUGAGCAGUGCGGAAAGGCCUUUCCAAAGAUGUUUUCUCUUCUUCGACAUAAACGUGUGCAUUCGGUCAUAAAGCAGCACUGUUGUGAAAAAUGCGGGAAGAAGUUCUCGCAAUUAAGAGCGCUAGAAACUCAUCUCCGCAAGCAUAUGCAGAAGUUCGAGAAGAAGAAAUUUCCCUGCGCUACUUGUGGAAAGAGCUUCAAAGAUCUCGCAGCUCAUGAACGGGUUCAUGAGGAAGUCAGACCGUUUACCUGUGAUACAUGUGGACAGGGAUUCACAGUCAAAGGAAGCUUAUAUAUGCACCAGAGGGUGCACACGGGCGAAAAACCGUACACAUGUGACACCUGUGGGAAAAGCUUCUCUCUAAUAGGCACCCUAAACUGCCACAAGAAGUUUCAUUCAGAUGACAGGCCAAUAAAAUGCAGCCACUGCAAUAAGAGCUUCAAGUGCAAGAGUCAUUUGAGGCGCCACCUUCCUGUGCACACCGGUGAGAGACGAUAUACGUGUAAAAUCUGUGGUAAAACAUUUGCGCAUCAUGAAGCUAUGACACGCCACAUCCUCAUUCACACCGGAGAAAAGCCGUACAUCUGUGAAGUGUGCGGUAAAAGAUUUCGCCAGAGAAGCAAUUUAAAAGUCCACAUGCGGGUGCACGAAGAGACACAAUUUAAGUGUGAAAUGUGUGGGAAAACAUUCCAGCAUGAUUUUUUGCUACAGAGCCAUAUUUUAUCACACAAUCAUACUGGAAAUUCAGAAGAAGAGCAGUUUCUGAAUUCCAAGUCCGUGUUAAAAACUCAACUACAGCUACAUUCAGACAACAGCAAACCUUUUACAUGCAAAUUGUGCGAGAAGAGCUACAGCAACAUAUAUAAUCUUCGCAUACACGAGAAGCUUCACUCGGGCGAGACCCCAUUCAAGUGUGAGGUCUGCGGUAAGGCCUACGCUCUCAGAAAGUCCUUUAAAACACAUAUGUUGUGCCAUUCGGGAGAUAGACCUUAUAAAUGCAUAGUAUGCGGGAAAGCGUUCAAGUGGUCUGGCUCUCUGAAAAUGCAUAUGAAGACUCAUACUGAUGAAAAAACGCACAAAUGUGAGACGUGUGGAAAGAGCUUUUGCUUGUAUGGAAAUUUAAAGCGACACAAGCGUGCCCAUGCUGGGGAGAAGCCGUUCAGCUGUAAGGUCUGUGGGGAAGGGUUUGCAGAACUCGACCAUGUCAAAGCACAUAUGCAAAUCCAUACUGGAGUGAAACCCUACACAUACCAGAAGUGUGGGAAGAAUUAUGUAUAUCUUAGGCAUUACAAUGAUCACAAAUGCAAACCUGUAUGAAAAAGAUGUUGUGGUAGGAACUUACAACAACUGCAGGACUCUUUUCAUAUUGUAAUAUUUCCUAGACAAAUGUUUGGGUAACAUUGUGAAGACAUUUAAAUAAAACA